GAUGUCGUUGCUGUGAUGAAUGUGUGUCUCGGUCGGAGUGCGCGCGUUCGAAGUAUCGUGAGAUGACCACUGUGCCCUGCUGACAAAUUGGAUCGUGCUUUCAAGCUGAUAUAGGACGAGGAGAGUUUCAUGAGGUUUCGCGCGUUCGGACUUACAUAGCGCAUGGAGGACGCCGAAAAAAUAAUUCUAGAGCACCUGAAACAGGUGGGCUGCUCAAUUGAAGUCGAAAGUCUGAAGGAUCUCGACGCCGAGACGACGUUGGACGCCGUGGUGAAAUGCCUCAAAGCAAUUAUUCCGGACUUCGCGGCUCCGAGUUCCGUACCGCACAAUAUGGUAGCAAAAUAUAAUUUAGGCAUGAAGCUUGCCGACGCCAUAGUAUCGCUGGGCUUCAAAGGAGAACUCGGCUACCAGUCGUUUAUGUACAGCAACGAGGUCGAGCUGCGUCGAGUCUUCACUUUCCUCAUCGAGAAAAUUCCCAAAGAAGAGAAGGUUUCUCCAGUACAGGCGAAAGGAUUCUCGUUUAAAUCCACCUUCGCAGCGGCGGUGCGCUCUGAAAUCGAGAAGCCUUGGCUGCCCACCUAUGCGCGGGACGAAUCGAUCGGGCGUCCUGUCAAGACCCUGAGUUUCCGGGAAGACCUGAGUCGGAUCGAAGACCCGCACACAUUGAUGGCGAGUAUCCUGAACGAGAAUGCGGCGUUGAGAGCCAAGGUCUCCUUGUCGAACGAUGCGGAAUUCGUCAAGCUCAUCAGGAUCAUCCAAGAGAAGAAAGCCUCGCUCCAGAAGGAGUCGUCCAUGCCCGAAGAUGUUCAAGACCAGGCGACGAUAGAACAGGAGGAGCCGGAGGCGGUCGAAGUCCGACCGGACGAGCUCGCCGUUCUAGAAGAGCGAAACGUGCAGUUGGGCGAGGAAAUGGAAGUUAUCGAUGCCGAACUCGAGAGGGUCACGAACGAAAUGAUAAACGUCCAGGUUGCCUUGGAUGAAAUGGUUUCGAUUCUCGCACAGGAACGACAGACGAAUAAAAUUAAACUAAAAGCACACGAUCUGAUCGGGGAACACGGGAUCGAGGGUGCUUUAAAAUUCUGUACAGAUUAUCUCGAGUCGCUAGAGUCGAAAUCGAUGAAGUUAGCCGUCGAAUGGGAAGAGCACCGAGCGCCACUGGUCGAGACGCUGCGGAAACUUCGGAUGGACAACUCGGCCAAGGGGAAUCAGCAGAGAAGCAAACGAGAGAGAAUGGAGAGGCUCCAACGCGACAAGCAGAGAAUGGUCCAGGAGUAUUCCCUCAAGCGAGAACUAGUCAAACAAUUGCAAGCGGAAUGGGAGAAAAUGGGCUCCAAGGAAUCGAACGUCACUCAACGAUCCUCGUACCUGACCCGAAUCCAAGAGAUCGUCUGCAGUGUCACCCGACAGAAAGAAGAAAUCGAAAAAAUUCUCAUCGAGAACCGGAAGAAGCAGCGGGAGAUGAACUUGCUAGCGGACAGGUCGGAGCGUUCUUUCGCCGCAGCGGAACUUUUCUUCGCCAAGCAAUCCGCUAAAUCGGAAGACGCGAAAAAAAUGCAUCGAAAUGUCGGGGAGAUCCACAAGGACUGCAAGACGAUUUUCGAGGCCGUCGACGGCAAUGGGACGCUGCAGAGGGAGAUUCGUGAUUUGGAAGAACGUAUCGACAAAGAGCGCCAGUCGAAGGUCGAGCAGAACCUCGAGAGAAUUACCGCGGAUUUCAACCAAAUGAAAAUGGAGAACGACGCCAUCGAGACGGAGCUCACCAAGAAAGGAGUAGUACUCGGCAACGUUUAA
Galendromus occidentalis (western predatory mite) is the source of this 1791-nucleotide messenger RNA. Its product is annotated as coiled-coil domain-containing protein 22. The transcript has a single exon. Gene Ontology annotation, biological process: positive regulation of ubiquitin-dependent protein catabolic process. The record is from RefSeq and is a predicted model, not a curated record. Gene Ontology annotation, molecular function: cullin family protein binding. Bases 163 to 1791 code for a protein of 542 amino acids. Lineage: Eukaryota; Metazoa; Arthropoda; Arachnida; Mesostigmata; Phytoseiidae.